This is a messenger RNA of Paramuricea clavata, 1481 nucleotides long. NCBI's taxonomy places the organism in Eukaryota, Metazoa, Cnidaria, Anthozoa, Malacalcyonacea, Plexauridae. The record is from the annotation of a GenBank genome assembly.
AUGAGGUCUAAAUUUCCAUGUAGUGUUUGUGGAACGAAGUUGGCGAAUUCGGGUUUUGUAAAUCCUGGUUCACAUGAAAAGUGCCUUUGUAGGCCCUAUUAUGCGCGACAAAUACAUGCGUGUUUACAAACUAUCGGUGUUCAUGUAGAAACACAAACUGAAUUUACAGCAGUGGCUGGAGGAGGUAUGUAGAUAUGCAAUUUUUAUUUAUUUGCAAUCGUUUCUCCAUGUAUUGAAGUACAAAUACCAUAUAUAAAACAUUAAGUAUAAAAACCUCUAUUUUUUGACAGAAACUACUACAAGUAGUCAAAGUUCAAAUUCCUACCUCACUGUUUCUGGUUAGUGGUUUAUUAAUUCAGUUUUAAAAUCUAAAAAAACAUAGUUAAUACCGAAUAAACAUAGUAUUUUAGUACAUCCAAGUUUUAUGAAGUCUAAACCCUGCAGCUUUGACCUCGGUUAGUUUUAACUAUGCUCUGAAAGUACAAUUAUUAAUAAGGUCUUCUUGACAAACAUAGCAUCAUUAUAAUAACCAAUUUGGGUAAAAUAUUAAUGUAAAUUAAUUUCUUUUAGGUGCAGAAAUAGUUCAAGAGGUUGAAAACCUUCAACAGGCAUACUUAUCAGAGUAUGCUACUCAGAAAGAUGCACUUCCUGUUUAUGACACAGAAAAGUUUAAAUUAUUUUGUCAUAGCCAUGGUGCCCCCCAUUUAUUUGAUUUUAUUUCUGCUUGUAUGACCAGUUCCCGACAUACAAGAGUGAGAAAACAAUUAAAUGAGAAGCGAACAGUCGCUCUUAUUCUUCAACUUUGUUUUGGCUUAUCACAAAAGUGUUCAUUUUUUCAGGUUGACAAUGGUAUUCUGUUAAGAUUUUCCCAUUGUACUAAUCAACGUUUGAACACCCAGCGUGUAAUUGGUACCAGUACUUGUAGCAUGACUGUUGAUAGAGCUCUUCAGAAAUUUUCAUCUUCUAAUAGAACCAAUGUCAUUAGUGCUUUGGAUGAUGCUAUUAAAAAUAAAAAAUUAGUAUUAAUGAUUGAUGAUUAUACAACUAUACAUUCUACAAGAAGGCCUAAAGAUCUUGAGACCUCCCAAGCUAAUAAUAUGUGUACUAUAUUUUUUAAAGUAUUUCCAGAUAUUAGAGCCAUUACUCGUCCACCACCUCAAUUUAUACACAACAAGGAUGGAAUAAAACCUCAUGACCUUGCCAAUGAAGUAUGUUCAGAGAAGCAAAUGACCAAGCUGAGCUGCACCUUCGCCACUUGUUUGCCAGAACUGACAACUUCUUUUUUUGACCCGCUGUUGGAGCGAAAACGUCUGGAAAGUCAUGAUUAUGGUGCAUCUACUGAUGUAAGUAGUAUGCGGAAGUUUAAAAAUGUAUAUUUAGUUGACUUUUUUAUGCAAGCCUUGAAAUCGAAGAAUGAUUACAUGGAAGCUCUAAAUAGAGUGUUGAACCUAGACAAGUUGAAGGAAUAUUUAUCAAAAUUC